Capsella rubella is the source of this 1375-nucleotide messenger RNA. Its product is annotated as probable tRNA N6-adenosine threonylcarbamoyltransferase. Gene Ontology annotation, biological process: tRNA threonylcarbamoyladenosine modification. Lineage: Eukaryota; Viridiplantae; Streptophyta; Magnoliopsida; Brassicales; Brassicaceae. Gene Ontology annotation, cellular component: cytoplasm; EKC/KEOPS complex. The transcript is spliced from 4 exons. The record is from RefSeq and is a predicted model, not a curated record. Bases 137 to 1198 code for a protein of 353 amino acids.
CCGGCGCCUCCAUCGCCAUCUUCUUCUUCUUUAGCUCUCUGUCUGAUUUUGUUUAGCUUUGAGCUUUGAGCUUUGUGAGCUACUUCUGAUUCCGGCCAUCACGCAGCUUCAGAUAGUUUCAGUCUAAAUCAAAUAAAUGAAGAAAAAGAUGAUAGCCAUAGGUUUUGAGGGUUCAGCUAACAAGAUUGGAGUUGGAAUUGUGACAUUAGACGGUACAAUCUUAGCGAAUCCUCGGCAUACGUAUAUAACACCGCCUGGUCACGGUUUCCUUCCUAGAGAGACUGCACAUCAUCAUCUUGACCAUGUUCUUCCUUUAGUCAAAUCAGCUCUUGAAACUUCUCAAGUUACUCCUGAAGAAAUUGAUUGUAUUUGUUAUACGAAAGGUCCUGGGAUGGGAGCGCCGUUGCAGGUCUCAGCCAUUGUUGUUAGGGUGUUGUCACAGCUUUGGAAAAAGCCUAUUGUUGCUGUGAAUCAUUGUGUGGCUCACAUUGAGAUGGGGAGAGUAGUUACUGGAGCUGAUGAUCCUGUUGUUCUGUAUGUGAGUGGUGGGAAUACUCAGGUGAUUGCUUAUAGUGAAGGUAGAUACAGGAUUUUUGGUGAGACCAUUGAUAUUGCUGUUGGCAAUUGUUUGGAUCGGUUUGCUAGAGUCUUGAAGCUUUCUAAUGAUCCAAGCCCUGGUUAUAACAUUGAGCAGCUUGCAAAGAAAGGAGAAAACUUUAUUGAUCUUCCGUAUGCUGUUAAAGGUAUGGAUGUAUCGUUCAGCGGAAUCUUGAGUUAUAUUGAAACUACCGCAGAGGAGAAACUCAAAAAUAACGAGUGCACACCAGCAGACUUGUGCUAUUCCCUUCAAGAAACUGUGUUUGCAAUGUUGGUUGAGAUCACUGAAAGAGCGAUGGCGCAUUGUGACAAGAAAGACGUUUUGAUAGUUGGUGGUGUCGGGUGUAACGAGCGUUUGCAGGACAUGAUGAGGACUAUGUGCUCUGAACGUAACGGAAAGCUAUUUGCAACGGAUGACCGUUACUGUAUCGACAAUGGAGCGAUGAUUGCUUACACGGGUCUACUCGCGUUUGUUAACGGUACUGAAACGCCGAUCCAAGACUCUACCUUUACACAACGGUUUCGCACAGACGAGGUUCAUGCGGUAUGGCGAGAGAAAGAAGACUUGGUACUUGGUGAUAAGAACAUUGCUGCUAAUUGAUUCUGUAUCCAUUCUUCAUUUUUCAUCCAAUUUGAGAUUGAUUAUCUCUCGACUCUUUACAUGUGUUUUAUUUAGUCAGAUUAUACGAUUGUUAAAUUAUGAUUUGAGAAUAGUUUUGUGAUGGGUGUGUAACAACGCUUUCAAAUUUCAAAGUGAGCUUUUGUUAAAGUUCAAAUU